Molecule: messenger RNA, 1188 nt
Organism: Amyelois transitella
Lineage: Eukaryota; Metazoa; Arthropoda; Insecta; Lepidoptera; Pyralidae
Gene: Wdr82
Product: WD repeat-containing protein 82
Exons: 1
Coding region: 209-1153 (314 amino acids)
Cellular component (GO): Set1C/COMPASS complex
Molecular function (GO): protein binding; chromatin binding
Source: RefSeq, a predicted model, not a curated record
UUGGGCCAAGAAGGAAGAGCAGAGCCGACAAACUGACCGAAGCCGAACCGAAAUAAUACAUGACAUGAUAUUAUUUUAAUCGAUUUUUGCAAGUACUUCAAAGCUCGUUCCUUCUGUUGAAAGUAAUAAUAUUAUUGCGGAUUUUGUUUUACACUAAACAUAAAAAUAUUGUUUCACUAUAAAUAUAAGUGCAUUUAUGUGAGAUAAAAUGAAAUUAGUUGAUCAAGUUGUACGCAGUUUUAAGGUUGCCAAGGUGUUUCGAGAAAACACUGAUAAAAUAAACAGCAUAGAUUUUUCGCCAAGUGGCGAUACCUUGAUUUCAUGCAGUGAAGAUGAUCAAAUCGUAAUCUAUGAUUGUGACAAAGGAACUCAAAUUAUAACGGUUAAUAGCAAAAAAUACGGAGUUGACCUGAUACAUUUUACACAUGCCAAAAACACUGCUAUACACAGUUCAACCAAGGUGGAUGAUACAAUACGAUAUCUAUCUUUACAUGAUAAUAAAUAUAUCAGAUAUUUUCCUGGACAUACUAAAAAAGUUGUGACUCUUUGUCUUUCACCUGUGGUUGAUACAUUUUUGUCUGGCUCAUUGGAUAAAACUCUGCGCUUAUGGGAUCUUCGUUCACCGAAUUGUCAAGGUCUUAUGCAUUUGUCAGGAAGACCAGUAGCAGCUUAUGACCCGGAAGGAUUAAUAUUUGCUGCUGGUGUCAAUUCUGAAAGUAUUAAGUUAUAUGAUUUGAGGUCAUUUGAUAAAGGCCCAUUUGUAACAUUUAAAUUAAAUCAAGAAAAAGAAUGUGACUGGACAGGGUUAAAAUUUUCUCGUGACGGAAAAACCAUGUUGAUAAGUACCAAUGGAUCUAUAAUUCGUUUAGUGGAUGCUUAUCAUGGGACUCCUCUACAAACAUUUACUGGACAUUUAAAUAACAAAGGAAUACCAAUUGAAGCUUCAUUUAGUCCUGAUUCACAGUAUAUAUUUAGUGGAUCUACAGAUGGUAGAGUUCAUGUUUGGAAUGCUGAUACUGGUUACAAAGUAUGUGUACUAAAUGGAGAUCACCCAGCACCAAUACAGUGUGUUCAAUUCAAUCCAAAAUACAUGAUGCUAGCGUCUGCAUGUACUAACAUGGCAUUUUGGCUGCCUACUAUUGAUGAUGUCUAAUUUUUUAUGAUUUAUUAAAAAAGAAGUUAAAAGUA